UGUCGCUUAUCGUAAACGAGCUAAAAGAGCAAUUAUCACAGCCUAAUUUAGCUACAAGCGGUAGAAAGCAAACAUUGCAGGACAGACUUCUCGACCACUUCAACAUAUCGGCUGACGAAAUAGCGGAUGAGGAAUCUGAUUGCAGGGAUGCAACUUCACUGCACAGCCCAAGAUCUAAAUCAGACGAAGGCCGUAGUUCAUUUUCACAGCGCGACAUUGAGGACUCACUUUCUCAGUUUAAUGGUUCGAGUCAGUCGUCUGUUCACAGCUGGAUCCAGGAGUUUGAAGAUAACUGCCGGUGCAGUCCAAUGGAAUAGUCUUCAAAUGUUUAUCUAUUCGAAGCAAUUGUUAAAGGGAGCAGCUAAAAUAUUUGUUCGGGUCAGAGGUAUCGGCAAUUGAAGUUCACCGAAUGUUAAAAAACCGCCGAAUAGGCCCAAAUGAAGAUCUUUUCAAUGCACUCAUAAUACUUUUUAACCACCCAGAUAUUAUAAAACAGGUAGCCAUUAAGGACUUUGAUCACUUUAUCAGUCAUCGCAACGCGUUCGCGACCAGCAGCGAUGAUGAUCCGCAUGACAUGAGCAACCUUUUUGGUAGUUCCUUGUUCUCAAUGCGGGAUGCCCGGUGGAAGGACAUGUGGAGCACUCUGAGUCCAGUCUUUACAGGCAGCAAAAUGCGUCAAAUGUUCCAGCUGAUGAACCAGGUGGCCAAGGAGGGCGUGUCCUGCUUAAAGCAGGAUGAGUCAUCUGUCCAAGUUACGGAACUGGACAUGAAGGACUACUGCACACGAUUCACCAAUGAUGUAAUCGCUUCGACAGCCUUUGGGCUGCAGGUGAAUUCGUUUAAGGAUCGAGAGAACACCUUCUAUCAGAUGGGCAAAAAGUUGACUAAAUUUACCUUCCUGCAAAACAUUAAGUUUAUGUUGUUCUUUGCACUGAAGAGUCUCAACAAGAUCCUGAAAGUGGAGCUCUUUGAUAAGAAGAGUAUUCAGUAUUUCGACCGUCUGGUGCUCGAUGCCAUGAAGUACCGACAGGAGCACAAUAUUAUCCGUCCCGACAUGAUCAACAUGCUGAUGGAGGCGCUUGGUCUGAUCCCGUCGGAGAAGACCAAGACGACUGCCGUUCGCGAGUGGAGCGAUCGUGACAUUGUGGCCCAGUGCUUUGUCUUUUUCUUUGCCGGCUUCGAGACCUCAGCUGUGCUAAUGUGCUUCACCGCUCAUGAGCUGAUGGAGAACGAGGAUGUGCAGCAGAAGCUAUUCGAAGAGGUGCAGCGAGUUGACAAAGAGCUGGAUGGCAAGGAGCUAAACUAUGAGGCUAUCAUGGGCAUGAAAUAUCUGGAUCAGGUCGUUUCGGAAGUCCUGCGAAAGUGGCCGGCAGCGAUUUCCGUUGAUCGAGAGUGCAACAAGGAUAUCACCUACGAGGUGGAUGGCCAGAAAGUAGAGAUUAAGAAGGGGGAUGUCCUCUGGCUGCCCACAUGUGGUUUCCAUCGUGAUCCUAAGUACUUUGAGAACCCCAAGAAGUUUGAUCCGGAACGUUUCAGCGAGGAAGACAAGGAUACAAUUCAACCAAACACAUACUGUUCGUGAACGGUUGCAGUCUUUAUUAACCUCUCAUAUUUAGGCGCAUAAUGGCAUCUCUAUCCUAUGUAACAGAAAACCGAUGU
Molecule: messenger RNA, 1659 nt
Organism: Drosophila subpulchrella
Lineage: Eukaryota; Metazoa; Arthropoda; Insecta; Diptera; Drosophilidae
Product: probable cytochrome P450 9f2
Exons: 2
Coding region: 410-1582 (390 amino acids)
Molecular function (GO): iron ion binding; heme binding; oxidoreductase activity, acting on paired donors, with incorporation or reduction of molecular oxygen
Source: RefSeq, a predicted model, not a curated record